This is a messenger RNA of Entrophospora sp. SA101, 1305 nucleotides long. The record is from the annotation of a GenBank genome assembly. Lineage: Eukaryota; Fungi; Glomeromycota; Glomeromycetes; Entrophosporales; Entrophosporaceae.
AUGACGGAAGAAGCAAAACAAGAAUGUAGUAUCUGUUGCGAAGGCUAUUUAAAACUUCAAGAAAUCACUUCUGAGUGCAAGCACAAUGAUGCCUGUCCUGUUUGCAUCAAACGACAUAUUGAAGCUGAGUUGAACAGUAAAGGAGAUAUUGUUCAAGUGCGAUGUCCAAAAUCUCGUUGCACAACAGAGUUGACUUUUGAUGAUGUGAGAAGAUUGGCAACAAAAGAAUUAUUUGAAAGGUAUGACACAUUGUUAUUACGCAAUGCUAUCCGUAAACUUCCUGAUUUUCGUUGGUGCAAGGCUCCAAAGUGUGGUUCUGGUCAGGAGCAUACAACUGGAGAUAGAUUACCCAUAAUGACUUGUAGUGCUUGUAGCGCUAAAUCCUGUUUCACUCAUGAUGUUCCUUGGCAUCAAGGCCUGACCUGUGCACAAUUCACCGAGCAACUAGAAAGCAAAGAUUAUACUGCCAAUCGUGCCUAUUAUGAACGACUUACGAAACAAUGCCCAAGUUGUCAAAUGUCUAUCGAGAAAAAUCAGGGAUGUGAUCACAUGAGUUGCCGCUGCGGUUAUGAAUUUUGCUGGCUUUGUCUUGGUGAUUACGAAAAUAUUCGUAACAAUGGUAAUCAUUAUCAUGCACCCACUUGUCAAUAUUAUGCAGCCUACAAUUCAGAAGAUGAGCAUGACAUGCCCAACAUGUCAGAAAGACCAAGAUUCAAGGAGGGUUUAGCUAAAAUCAAAGAUGAGGAUCUUUUCAAAGAAAUCAACAAAGUUCCAUUAUUUAUGACUGAGCUACUCGAGGAUGAAAGAGAAGAAAAUGCAGACUUUAAUCAAGGAAAUGAAUGUUUCAAAUCUGGCAAAUUGCAUUAUCAAGAUGCAAUAAAUUUUUACACUAAAGCAUUAGAUACUGAUUGCAAAGAUAAUAAAAUGAUUGAAGCUUGUUUAACUAAUAGAGCUGCCAUAAAUUUGGAAUUAUUUUUAAAUGAUUGUGCAAAGGCAUUAAAAAUCAAUCUUAAAAAUACCAAAGCAUUUUAUCAAUCCGCAAAAGCUUUAUAUAUGCUUGAUAAAUUAGAUGAGGCUUUGGGUUGUUGUGAUCAUGCACUUUUGUACAAAGAGUCAGAUUUUGUUGCAGCUCUUAAUGAAGACACUACAUUUCUUGAUUAUUUAGAAGUAAUUUUUGAAAAUCCUGCACCUAGAGGGACAUUGAUGGCAAAUAUACAGUGUGUAACAAAAAAUUUUGGAAAAAUUUUCACAAAUUCAAACACUAAUAACUUUCCCAAAAUAAAAGUGAUUCAUUUCAUGUUUUGA